GGCGAGAAGAACGAAACAAUUCGCUUCCCAGGCCUCUUGGCGAGCCGAACGAGGACCUGCUAACCGAACGAGUCCGUCUGUCCAUCGCUGCAGCCGCUUCCCGUGUGCAACUGACCCAUCGGCGGCUAUCCAACGUGUCGAGUGUUCACGGCCCUGCUGCUCAACAGAUAAUCGCGCCACGUAGCGGCUUCUCGUCCAACGGUGAGUGAAUAUGCGGCGAUUGGAUCACUCAAGCACACCGAUGAGCUCUUUGCUGUCUGUGUGUCUUGAUGGUCUUCAGGUCUGCCUUGUCGACGGGCGGACUGGUUGGUUAUUUUUGAACGGCCUUGAGUGUGCUGCUGGCCGUCGACUCAGACUUUUGAUAGGCAAGCACUGAUGCACACAACACACACACCAGGUGCCUGCAGGCCCAUCUCUGUGUGUGUGGUCUAUGGUGCAGCUGUUGGUCUGUGUGUUUGAGUGGGUGAGAGCGAUGUCAUCGGAGCGUCCCGACACCGACAUGGCCCCUGCUGGCCCGGCGGACGGUGGCGAUGGCGAUGAAGGUACGCUCAGCUCACACAAAUGCACCACAUUUAACGCUCAGCACCAUCGCCGAGCAUCGUGUGUGUGUGUGUCUGUGCGUUCCUCUGCAGAGCAACAUGGCGGUGGUGACGUGCGGCGGCCAAUGGAUGUGGAGGAGCGCCAGGACGGCCGUGCGGGCGGUGGUUCCGUGAGCAAUGUCGUCAUGAGGCAGACGAACAACGCCUCAACGACAGAGCCCUCUCACAUGCCAUCGCCGGUACGCCAACGAACAAGAGCACCGCGAUUGACAGACACCUUCACCCACUCUCCCCUACGUGUGUGUGUCAUUCAGCUCACGGCCACGGUGGCGGGUGGGCCACAAGCAGCAGCAGCAGCAGCAGCAGGUAGUCAACAAAGGCACAGCAGCCAGCCUGACGCAGCACAUCAUCAUGGUCUGGGUCGUGCGUUGGUGUGUAUGUGUGUAUGUGUGUGUGAAGGUGAAGGCGUUGUGAAGCGUGCCGGCUCUCCUCUGGACCGUGAGGAGCCUAAGAGGGCCAAGAGAGACGGCCAGACGCACCAAUCUGCCGCCAACCUGGACGCUGCCAAGGAGGCGCCAGACAGCAGCAGCACUCAAACAGACAAGCCGUGGCGGAUCAACGUGGGCGGCUUCACCAUGGAGUUCCCUCGUGAAGUGCUGCUGCGAGAUGGCCUCAAGGACACACGCCUGGCAAUGUUGUUUCACCGCUUCGCUGAGUCGCUGCUCAAGGACACCGACGGCAUCCCCUUCAUCGACGCAAACCCGCACUACUUCAUCUGGCAGGGCGGGAAGCAAACCCCAUGUUGUUUGAUUGACAUUCAUCCGCUGGCCGCGUGUUUGACUCUCUCCAUCUGUGUGUGUCAGGUUGGAUGUCAAGUUGGGUUUUCUCAAGGCGGGCUGGAUCGACGACAUCACGCUCUCCGACGACUGCCCCGCCAAGGCCUUCUACCACGACCUGUGCUUCGCCAAGACGACACUCAGCAUGACGCCACAGGACGACCAGGGCAGUGAGGCCUUCCAGAACUUCAUGGCGGUGAUGGGCCGCUUCAUCAAGUCAUCGGCGGCCAGAGGGACGGGCGGCUAUGAGGUGCUGAGUGCCGUUGUGCAUGGCACGACUGUUUCCACGACGGACGCCACCCUGGACGACCACAGCACAUUCGGCAGACGAUUCACGAAGUCAGUUGGGGCAAAUGAGGAGGAGGGGAACGGCGCAGUAUGGACUUGUGGGUGUGUGUGUGUGUGUGCCUGUAGGUUUGCGGCACCCGUCACCGAUGAGAGUGUGCCGACGACCACCUUCGAGAAGUAAGGCGACACAUCACAGGCGGACAGAGGGCAUCUGUGGGUGGCCUGGCCUGGUUUGGUUCUCACAGGGUCGUGGAUUUCGUCCGCCGCCGUCGCCUGGCCCCCGACGCCGUCUUGGCCCUCCCCAUCGCCGACGACUGGCCGCAGCUGCUGAGUGCCUUUGAGAUGUACGACCUGAUGGAGUGUGUGUACCUGACCAUGAUCGGCAAACCGCACAGCACCAUACGCAGCCUCUUCAGGUGUGCAAUCACAGCAGAGAGGCACACAACGGCCAACAUCCCUUCCGUGUGCGUCUCUGUGUGUGUGCCAGGGAUUCUGUGCACGGCGAAUCGCACGAGCCUCUGCUCGACCGAGUGGCGGGCGGAGAAGGCGGCCGGCUGUUCGUCAUCGAGCCCGAGUGCAAAGAGGGCCACCGCCACAUCUUCGCGUGCCUCAUCGACGGCCCCCUCAUCGCGCCGUCCGACCCCACAGCAGAGGUGCUCACCAGGCGGCUCACCACCUUCUACUCCAUCAGUGGGGCGUUCAAGGACCAAGAGGGCAUCGUCAGCAUCACGGUGCCGCACAACCAGCAGCGUGUGGACGUCGCUGGCACACAGGGGGUGGUCAAGGCCACCAACGGUGUUGGUGGCAGUGUGUGCAUCGGUAGCAGCCGCCUGUGGCUGGGGAGUGGCGGCAAUGUGGCCAUCGGUCACGGCCGCCUGUGGCUGGGGCAUGGAGGGAAGGAGGAUGGUCGUCCGGCCGGCGACCUGCGUCGCUGCUGCCAGUGGGUGGAGAGGGACGACCUGCCCGCCGGCAAGACAUACCGAGGCAGCUACACCAACGGACGGGCCACUCUGGCGGGCAGCCAUUCCUUCACUGCCCAGCGGCUGGAGGUGUAUGAGGUCAGUCAGACGUCAACGAAGGGGGGCUGAGUUGAUGUGUCUAUGAUGGACCGUUGAUGUCUGUCUGUCUGUGUGCAGGUGUUGACGACUCGUCCGGCCGAGCCCGUCCUGUCUGCUGCUCAGCUGCAGGAGCUCAUCAACAUGACGGGCAAUGCCAAUGCGACGCCGAAGCUGCUCUACAAGUGUGUGACCAGCCCACAGACAGAAGCAGUGGUGAUGUCACUGAUUCGCUCGCUCUCUCUCUCUCUGUGUGUGUGUGUGGCUGUGUGUCAGGGGUGCGUGCGACGGCUGGAUGUACCCCGCCAUGCUGGCCAAGGUGGGCACCGCCACCAAUCUGCUGCUGGUCCUCAAGGACACCGGCGACCACGUCAUCGCCUCCCACAUCAACGGACAGCUCAAGCAGCCCGCCGACCCCACUCGUGUGCAGAAGACCAAGUGGCCCGUGGCCCUCUACUCGGUGUGUGGCGCAUUCAGCGAGGCCGACGGCAUCACACGCAUCGCAGUGCCGGACGACGAGCAGUAUGUGAAUGUCGCCGGCCCACAGGGGGCGGUCAAGGGCGAUGGCGCCAAUGUGUCCGACGCCAAUGUGUCCAUCGGUGGCGGCCGCCUGUGGCUGGGGUGGGGGUGGCCGGAUUGUCGUCCGGCCGGCGAUCUGCGUCGCUGCUACCAGUGGUUGAAGAGGGACGAGCUGCCCGCCGGCGCGACAUACAGAGGCAGCUACGACACCAUCGACGGAUGGGCCACCUUGGCUGCUGCUCCGACCUUCACGUGUGUGGACAUGGAGGUCUACACACUGCAGCAGGUCAGACAGACAGACAGACAGAGAGAAGUUGGGUUCACGUAGACGAUAUUGUGAUUUCCUGUGGUACUCCUGGUUGGCUGUCAGGCGUCGGCCGACAGUGGCUGAGUGAGUGAUGCGAGAUGAGCACUGCGGUGCGGUCAGUGGUGGACGUGCGGCGGUGUGUGUCAUGGGCGGUGGAGGGAAAGGCAGCGGAGGGGAGGGGAGGACAGAUCAGCCAGUUGUGUGUCUGUGUGUGGGUGUGAGGGCGACACAGUCCCUCUGCUAUGGCCGAUCCGCUCCUUUUUCCAUCCUUCCUUGGUGUGUGUAUAUGUACACUCUGUCUUUAUGUGUAUCUGUUGCGUGACCGCAUGUGAUCGCAUCCGAUAAUGACCGAUUCCUUCCCGGCCACGUGUGUGUAUACAUGCUCUUUUUCAUCGCCCUGUUGCAUGUGCUCGGCUGUGGACUUACACGAUUCGCUAUCGUUCUGAGAAUGGUCUCUGUUU
Messenger RNA from Vitrella brassicaformis, 4005 nucleotides. The record is from the annotation of a GenBank genome assembly. Lineage: Eukaryota; Vitrellaceae.